Messenger RNA from Racocetra persica, 456 nucleotides. The record is from the annotation of a GenBank genome assembly. NCBI's taxonomy places the organism in Eukaryota, Fungi, Glomeromycota, Glomeromycetes, Diversisporales, Gigasporaceae.
UCACAACAAUCAACUAUUAACACUUUAAAGCCUGUUUACAAUUUGAUUGAAUUAGGAUUAGACGAUUAUAAUGAAAAUGAACUUGUUCUUGAUACUAUUAAUGAUUUAAAAUUAUUUUUUGAGAAUUCCAAUAAUUUAGGAUUUAAACGCUUUUUUGAAAGACAUUUUGAGUUAAAAGCUUUAGAAGCACAAGAACAUGAACUUUUUAUAAAAUCGCAAUUAUUGUCAUUUGAAAUUACUAAUGAAAAAUCAGAUAAUAAAAUGUCUGAAAAACAUACAUAUAAAUUUAAUUAUAACAAUUCUUUACCACUUUGUAAGCCUGCAUACUUAAAAUUGUGUGGAAUGAAUAGUUAUUUACUUUUUACCUUACAAACUCAUUUACAAUUAAAUGGAUUAACUGAAUGUAUUCACAGAAAUACUGGACAUGCGUCUAAAACAGAAUUGAGUUUUUUUUAG